This is a messenger RNA of Lathyrus oleraceus (garden pea), 1999 nucleotides long. RefSeq lists its product as uncharacterized. The coding region runs from base 342 to 1757 and encodes 471 amino acids. Gene Ontology annotation, molecular function: phosphatase activity. The transcript has 7 exons. The record is from RefSeq and is a predicted model, not a curated record. NCBI's taxonomy places the organism in Eukaryota, Viridiplantae, Streptophyta, Magnoliopsida, Fabales, Fabaceae.
UUUUGAUAAAAUAUUUUUUUUCAUCUUUUGUUUUCCCUCUCACCGUCUCAUUGGAGGGAAAACAUCGAAAAUUUUGUAGCAAAAGAAAGAAUAGAGCCUCCUCUGCUUUCAGUAAACUAAUCUAGGGUUUUAUUAAUCUAUUCUUUCAGCUUAUUUUCUCCGAACUGAUUCUGUAGCAUUUUACUUUCUUCUUGUUGAAAGUAAGUCCGAAUGCGAUUCUUGCUGCGACAGCUUAUCGAAUUUGAUUUUCACAUCAGGAUAAUUGUUCUGGAACUCUAUUUGCUGCUUUAAUUACUCCCACUAAAGUCGGUCAGUUUUUACAACAUAACGGGAAGUAAGACAUGCAAACCAAGAAAAAAGCCUCCAGGCGAAAUGGUAGCCGAGAGUGCGUUUCUCCUAGGGCUUCAAGAGCACAGAAGAAGGUCUCUGAAAAUGGCCAGGUGGUUGAAAAGAAAGUGGUGGAUUUAAUUACAUCUUCUGCAAGAAAGAUUAAACCUGCUUGCGCCUUUGAGAAUAAAGCUGGAGAACCAGUGCCCCUGACUCUUUUGGAUAACGAGUACGACACUGUGGACAAGGGGAUUUCCUGUACUAAUCUGGGAAAUGAAGCAAAUGAUGGUGCUUCAGUAGAUUUUGAGGGUUGUAAUAAGCAAGCUCUACCUCUGGAGACUGGAACUAUAUUCUCUCCUGGGUUUCACUUAUCUAAAGGUUCUGGAGGAAAGGUUGCUGACAGAGUUGAUUUUGUCCAAAUAUUUCGGUGUGACGAUCAAAAAAGAAUUUCUCUCGACCAAGAAGUAACACAGUUACCACAGGAGGAUGCAGUAGAUGGCCAUGUUAGUCAAGAUUUUGACUCUGCCAUGGAAGUAGACAUAAACAAUUCAUCAAAUGUGCUUGCCAUAAGCACCAAAACUGUCAAUGGUUGCAGUUCUGAUUUUGAUGGAAAUGGUCUUUCCAUGGAAGUUCCUUCAAUAUAUCUUGCCAUGAAAAACUCAAAGCUGGAAUGUAUUGAUGAGCAUGGUCAGGACUCUGUAUCGUCUGAUAUGUGCCCAGAAGAUGAUGAAUUUGAGGAUUUUGACGAUUUUGACCCUUACCUAUUCAUAAAGACUUUACCAGACUUAUCAAGGGUUGUUCCCACUUUUAGACGGAUGUUGCUACCUAAGCAGACUCGGAGCUGCCCUCCUAUUACUCUUGUUCUGGACUUGGAUGAAACUUUGGUGCAUUCUACCCUAGAACCUUGCGAGGAUAUAGACUUUACUUUCACUGUGAAUUUUAACUGUGAGGAGCACAAUGUCUAUGUGCGCUGCCGUCCUCACCUAAAGGAUUUCCUUGAGAGAGUUUCUGGUCUUUUUGAAAUUAUUAUAUUUACAGCCAGUCAAAGUAUUUAUGCUGAGCAACUCCUAAAUGUGCUUGAUCCAAAGCGGAAGAUAUUUCGCCAUCGUGUAUUCCGUGAAUCUUGUGUUUAUGUGGAGGGGAAUUACCUCAAAGAUUUAACAGUGCUCGGCCGUGAUUUAGCACAUGUUAUAAUAAUCGACAACUCCCCACAGGCAUUUGGGUUCCAAGUGGACAAUGGAAUACCGAUUGAGAGUUGGUUUGAUGAUCCUUCAGAUAGAGAAUUGCUUUUAUUGCUUCCUUUCUUGGAGAGUUUGGUAGGAGUCGAUGAUGUCCGACCUCAAAUUGCGAGAAGGUUCAGGCUCCGGGAGAAAAUUGCUGCAGCUGUGCAUCCUUUAAAUACAAGUAGAAGAGAUUUCUUGUCUGAAUAAAUUGCGUAUUGAACAAUGUUUAGGAAAGGAAGGCACUUUUUGUAUUUUAUAACAUUCUCGUUCUUAUAUUAUGAUAUUAACAACAUCUUUCUCUUUGUUGUUGAAGUUGUAAUGAUAAUAUUGAACUAGAGAAGAGGGAAAUAUGAGUGUAAGCAUCAAAACUAGUGCGGAGGAUGCCUGGUUGACUGUCAUUCUGGUAAUAAAACCCCCCUUAAUUGAAUUAAGAAUAUUUUUCUAGCCGA